Molecule: messenger RNA, 4068 nt
Organism: Melanotaenia boesemani (Boeseman's rainbowfish)
Lineage: Eukaryota; Metazoa; Chordata; Actinopteri; Atheriniformes; Melanotaeniidae
Gene: rrbp1a
Product: ribosome binding protein 1a
Exons: 27
Coding region: 220-3582 (1120 amino acids)
Biological process (GO): protein transport
Cellular component (GO): endoplasmic reticulum membrane
Source: RefSeq, a predicted model, not a curated record
CCAGCUCGAAGUGCCACGACUUCACAGCAGACCACGGAUCCAUCGCAGUGAGGGGGAGAGCAGUGGAAAAAAUCAAGUUAGCUGCAUAUCUGUAUAAUAAGGUAGCUUUGAGCAGAAGUCAUUACAUUUACAACUCUUUUGUUUUUCUGCCCUCAGCCUCUGUCAUUUGAAGCAAGGAGUCGUAGCUUUAUCACCAGCGCAGUUAACUAAAAUCAAACAAUGGAUAUCUAUGACCCCCAGACCCUUGGGAUUAUGGUAUUUGGUGGAUUCAUGGUGAUCUCUGCUGUCGGGAUUGCCCUUGUGUCCACCUUCUCAAUGAAGGAGACUUCUUAUGAGGAGGCCCUGGCUAAACAACGCAGAGAGUUAGGGAAGAUGCAGUCUGUUCGUUCUGAGAAGAAGAAAAAGGACAAAGUAUCUGAGAAGAAGAGUCGUGGAAAGAAGAAAGAAGAGAAGCCCAAUGGUAAAAUCCCAGAUCAAGAGAAGCCCGACGAGGCAGCUGAAGCUGACUCUGAAGCUGACCCAGUCAUUGAACCCGCUGUAGCCCCAGCUGCAUCUGCUGCUCCUGCUCCCACCCCUGAGCCUGCCCCUGCUGUUGAGGUUAAACCGGCUGCAGCUUCCAUGGCUGCAGAGACACAGCUCAAAGUUGCAGCUGAACCAAGCUCUGUUGCUGAGCCCUCACCUAAAGACAAGAAGAAGAAGAAGGUGGCAAAGGUGGAACCAGCAUCAACACAGCCAGCUCCAACUGUGUCUGCUGCACCAGUAAAGUCUUCAGCAGCCCCUGCCUUAACCCAGGCCCAUGUGUCUGCUCCAACCAAAGCAACCACCCCAUCCUCCGCCCCAGCUAAGUCUGCCACAUUGGCCAAGUCUUCCCCUGUCUCUACCAAGUCUGCUCCUGCUUCAGCCCCUGCCAGUGCAUCAGCAAAGUCUGCCCCUACCCAAGCUAAAGCUGCCCCUGUAUCAGCCAAGUCCAUGCUUGCCACAACUAAAUCUGCCCCUGCAACCACCAAGUCUACACCAGCUCCAUCCAAGACUGCUCCAGUGCUGGAGGCUGUCACUAAAGAUGUCCCAGUAAUGGCUGUGCCCCCCGUGGGAUCUCAGCAGGCUCCUGCUGCUGCAGCCAAAUCACAGGAACCAAAGAAGAAGGCCUCAAAAAAAAAGACUGAGUCUGUCUUUGCCUCUGCAGUGGCAGCAGGAGACUCUGCUGAUGCUCCGUUGUACCUGCCCUAUAAGGCUCUGGUUUCCACCAUCAGUAGCAUGAUGUUCAGUGAAGGAGAAGCACAUAGACUCAUCGAGAUCCUGUCUGAGAAAGUCGGCAUAAUUCAAGACACUUGGCACACUGCCAGCCAGAAAGGAGAUCCAGUGGCCAUGCUAAAAAAACAGCUGGAGGAGAAGGAGAAACAGCUGGCGACAGAACAAGAGGAUGCUUCUGCUGUUAAGAACCGCCUCAGAGAACUCACCAAGGAGCUGUCUGCUGAAAAGUCCAAGGUGGCCAGUGUGGAGACGAGACUGAGUUCCCAGCUAAGUAAGAGGGAGCAAGAAAUGAUUGCUCUGCAAGCCCGCAUGCAGGCCAGUUACCAGGACCACGUAGCCCAGACCCAGAGGCUCAAUGCAAAGAUCCUGAGCCUGCAGGACCAACUGGAAAAAGGCCCCAAUGCCCAACUUGCCCGUCUACAGCAGGAGAACUCAAUACUCCGCGACGCUCUCAACCAAGCAACUAGUCAAGCUGAGAGCAAGCAAAAUGCAGAGCUGGCCAAACUGCGACAGGAAUGCACAAAGUUAACCAAGGAGCUCGGAGAGAAGACAGAAAGUCUGCUUGCUGAUGAGCAAAUCAGGAAAGGGCUGGAGGCCAAGGUCUCCACCACAGAGAAGCAGCUCUCGGUGCUACAGGGGAGCCAUGCAGAAGCUGAGCAGGCAUUGCAGAAGAAAGUAGAGGAGGUAUGUGAGGAGCUCAGAGCAGCACAGACUAAAAACAACAGCCUGCAAGCAACUUUGGAGAAGGCCCAACAGGACAGCAGCUCAGUGUCAGAGUGUCAAGCACGUAUAGGGAUGCUGGAGGCUGAGAUCAGGGAGCAUUCUGCUCAGGUGGAUGCCCUUAACGCUCAGCUGAAAGAGACACAAGCAGAGAAAAACCAGCUUGUCCAGCAAGUGACUACCAUCAACUCUCUGUUAGAGGCCAGUCAGAACAAAAAGGAGGAGGACAACAAGGAUGACAAAGAGGCAGAUAUGGCAGAACUGGAACAUCUAAAGCUCUGCCUUCAGGAGAGAGACAGCCAGCUCAGCUCCCUUCAUGAAGAACUGAAGCAACUGCAGACAAAGCAGGAAGCUGCUGAGAACACUAUCGCUGAGCUCGAGCAAAGAAAUAAGAGUGAGGAUAAUGACCUCAUCACAUCACUUCAGGAUGAACUUAAAAACCUCAGAGAGGAGACAGCGCAACUUAAGAACACAACAUCUGAUACCUCCACAGAGAUGGCACUACUAAAGAACAGUCUGGCUGAGAAGGAUGCUCUUGUUGCAUCACUACAGGAGGAGCUGAGAGAAGCAAAAGAAAAGACGGUAACUGAUACAGAUGCUGAGGCACAAUUGGCAGCUUUUCAGACCGAAACCAAAGAUACUCUCCAGUUGCUCUUCCCACAGAUCCCAGUAGAGGCAGAGCAGUCCAACUGGUUGCAAAUAUUUACACAGAAAGCUCAGGAGACUCUCAGCCAUGAGUCUCGGUCAAGCACAGCAUUGCCAGAGUUGCUUGAGAAAUUGAAGGAGGCAGAGGAAAGCCAUGGCUCCCUGCAGGCAGAAUGUGAACAGUACAGGACUGUCCUGGCUGAAACAGAAGGAAUGCUGAAACAUCUGCAGAAUAGUGUGGAGGAGGAAGAGCUGGUGUGGAAGUCAAAAAUGGCAAAUGUGGAGGAACAGUUGAAGGAGGCUUUGCAGAAAGUUAUCACGCUGGAAGCAGAAAACCAAAGUGUAGAACAGUUAAAGGAGCAGAUGAUGCUUCUGGAGGCCCAGCUGGAAAAGCAGUCGGACAACUUGGUGACCUCAGAGGAGAUGGAGCAGCUGAAGGUGCAGCUGUCUGAGUAUCAGAGCCAGCUGGAUUUGGCUCAGAAGGAGGCUCGGGCACACAAGGAGGAGCUUGAACAGGUCAAAGAGCAGCUGGGAAAGAUCACGAAGCAAGCUCAGGGAGAGCAGAAUGGCCCAGCUGAGACUGAACCCAGUCAGGUCAGGGUUCAGAACGACUUGAGUCGGACAACAGAGAAGCUGCACGGGGAGGCGGCCCAGAAGCAGCAGCUCUCUGAGGAGUUUGAGCAGGCCCAGAAGACUGUAGUAGAACUUCAGGCUCAGCUGGAUCUGUUAAAGGUUUCUGCAGAGUCUCCUCAAUCGGAUACUGAAGAUGUUGCUCAGCUCAAGGAACGCUUGGAGAAGGAGAAGAAGCUGUCCAAAGACCUGGGCCAAGCUGCUACCAAGCUCCAGCAGCUUCUCAAGGCCACUCAGGACCAGUUGACCAAAGAGAGAGAGACUGUGAGAACAUUACAGGACCAUCUGGACGGCAAGGGAGAGUUUGUGGAACUGAAGGAAGGAACAUCGGUCUGAGAAGAAGCUCACUGCGGAUUAGACAAAAACUGCCAACUAUGCCUUAUGAUUACCAUAGUUAUGCAUUCCAAAAUGGUUUCUUUCUUGUACUGUAGUUGAUUGCAUUUGUUGCAGCUGUAGGAAUCAAAUAUUUUGUGUAAUGAACAUUACAUUCAAAGUAAGAUUAGAGGGGAGAAUCCUGCUGCAAUCUUUACUGAACCCACAUUCCUUCUACAAUUCUGACUAUGUCAGAAAGUUAUUUAUCCCCUUGCCUUAUAUUCCAGACAUUUCCCCAUAGUUCAGUGUUAAAAGGGAAGUCGAAUGUACGUCAAACGUACAUCAACCUGUGCAAUUACUUUGUAUGUCUUUUCUAUGUGGUUGAAUGAUGGGAACAUUUUAUGGUCUAUCGACGCAGUACCUUUAGGGCCUGCUUUCCUCUGUAGCUGGCUGCCAAUAACACUCAUGGAAUUUGUAUGAAUGAAUAAACUACAGUGUAGCAAACUAUAA